Messenger RNA from Ectocarpus sp. CCAP 1310/34, 294 nucleotides. NCBI's taxonomy places the organism in Eukaryota, Phaeophyceae, Ectocarpales, Ectocarpaceae. The record is from the annotation of a GenBank genome assembly.
AUGUCAGUUGCAAAAUGCCAAAAUCUAGUAAAAGACUCUCAGCCCGUGGUCACGACAGUGCUAGAGCCAUCUGAGGAUCUAAAGAACACGCACACAUAUAACGAGAAAAAGGUAUCCAAGAGCCCGAAGAGGUACACCUACAAUCCCUGCAGCACCGUAUGCGUGCCCAAAAACUGAACUGCACGUCCGUCCCACCGUUCGACUACAGCAGUAGCAUCACCCCCUCCCUGUCCCACUCUAUACCAAAACGGAAGAUUGCCGACUACAGCAUAAUGCUGUCUGAAGUGCUGUCUG